CUCUUUCCCAGAACUCUCAUAUCUCGCACACGACUAUCACACAACGCAGGAUCCUUACACAUUCUAAAGGCAAUGUCGACAGCUCGAAUCAUUCCUCACGAUCCCAAGGCGACGUCGGAGCUUUGGGCCAGUGCCCCUACAGGGGAGAAACCAGCAAAAGUCGGCACGACCAGGGUAUUCUACAAUACCCCACCUCAGCAGUUGACUGCUCUGUCGUCGCUGGGAGAUGGCUUUGAGAAGAAGACGGGUAGCGCGAAGCGGGAGGUGGUGAGGAAGGCAGUAGGGAGUGCCGUCAAAGCGGUCAAGGCCAUCGACGGCGUCAAAGACGUGAAGAUCGAUGCUUCUCUAGAUCCACAUGCAGCUGCUGUCGCGGCCCAUUUGGCACAGUACUCGUUCACGUUGAAGACUUCUCCGACUCCUUCGAGAUUCGACCCGAAUUUGAAGGAGCCUAUCCCUGAAAAACUUAACCUUUCUCCUGAGCAGAGCUCGGAAGAGUGGAACCGUGGAGUGGUAUAUGCAGAGUCGCAGAAUUUUGCUAGGACCCUUAUGGAAUUGCCAGCAAAUAUUGUGACUCCAACAGCCUUUACGGAACGCGUCAAAUCGGCGUUUGCUGGCAUCGACAAUAUCGAAAUCUUCGUUCGAGAUGAAGCUUGGGCCGAGGAGAAAGGAAUGCGAACAUUCCUUUCCGUCACCCAUGGCACGGCAGAGCCCGCCAAGUUGCUCGAAAUUCACUACAAGGGCGCACCUUCAAAGGAUGACAAACCAGUCGCUUUCGUUGGCAAGGGUAUCACUUUCGAUUCUGGAGGAAUCAGCUUGAAGCCAUCAGCGGCUAUGAAAUUGAUGCGUGGCGAUAUGGGUGGUGCCGCCUCUGUUGUCGCCGCUACGCUAGCCAUCGCUAAACUUAAGCUUCCGGUUAACCUGGUCACUAUCACUCCACUGACGGAGAACCUUCCUGGACCGAGUGCGACCAAGCCUGGUGACAUAAUCUAUGCCAUGAACGGCAAAACGGUGGAAGUAGAUAACACGGAUGCUGAAGGUCGAUUGGUUCUUGCUGAUGCUAUCUAUUAUGCGUCUUCCGAGUACAAGCCUCACACGCUUAUAGACGUGGCUACCCUGACUGGUGCCAUAGACAUUGCGCUGGGAGAUCUAUACUCUGGUGUAUUCACCACGUCGGAUAAGCUUUGGGAUGAACUCCGCAUCGCAGGAGAGACUGAAUUUGAUCGAUUCUGGCGUAUGCCAUUGGACGAAGAUUAUGGUCCCCAGAUCUAUUCGUCUAAUGCUGACCUGUGUAACACCGGUGGCAGACCCGCUGGAAGUUGUACGGCAGCGCUGUUCCUGAAGGCAUUUGUUGAAGGUAUUGAUGGUGAUGAGCCUUCCCUGAAAUGGGCCCAUAUCGAUAUUGCCGGUACUAUGGAGGUAACCCGGCCCACGCCUUACCUUGAAAAGGGCAUGACAGGUCGAUCUGUGCGGGGUCUGAUUGAGUAUGUACGAAACUUGCAGUAAGUUGUCGCGGCGUCAUAAUAGAGAAAAUAAGGAAAACAAUUGGUUCGCAUAUGCAUCUGCGUGAAGCCUUCUCAGUCAACCCAAGUCGGCUCCACGGUCCAGUCAGCCUUGGGUACAUAUUUGCCUCCUGCAACAUCCUCAGACUCUAUCCUCAAUUUCACUGUGCGAUGGACCUUGAUGCCUUGCAUCUUCUGUCGUGGAAUAUGCCUUGGGCGACCUCCGUUCAGACUGCGGUG
Molecule: messenger RNA, 1739 nt
Organism: Guyanagaster necrorhizus
Lineage: Eukaryota; Fungi; Basidiomycota; Agaricomycetes; Agaricales; Physalacriaceae
Exons: 15
Coding region: 73-1503 (476 amino acids)
Biological process (GO): proteolysis
Cellular component (GO): cytoplasm
Molecular function (GO): manganese ion binding; metalloaminopeptidase activity
Source: RefSeq, a predicted model, not a curated record